Mycena citricolor is the source of this 237-nucleotide messenger RNA. Lineage: Eukaryota; Fungi; Basidiomycota; Agaricomycetes; Agaricales; Mycenaceae. The record is from the annotation of a GenBank genome assembly.
CGUCAAGACAUCCGUCACCGCACUGAUCAAAACUAUCUCGUCUGCCCCGGUCGAGCAAGCCACCAUCAAAUACCGAUUGUAGGUGCCAUUAUCCACGAUGCAUCGCAUAUGCUAGUUUCGACCGUUCGCGACUGUUCUCAUCAGAUGCUAGGCUCUCUAACCUCUUCAACACCCUGCCGCGAAAAUCUCCGUUACGUCUCCAAGUAUACACCACCAUUUUGCAACUGGCAACCUCUC